GUCAGUCAACUCAAGUGGACUUUACGCUUCAGGAGUGCCAAUAAUGCGUCUUAUUAUUAUUAUUAUUAUCACAGACACUGCGAAGUAACCCACAAGGGACAAGUCAACGCGUCUGCGAGACAGAAUAAAAAGUGAGCUGAUCCGCUCCUUCAGAGAGGACGCACACGGGACUUGGAGCACCGGAUCUUUGAGCUGUUUGUCAACUCUCUCCCUGCAGUCGGCCGGUGUUCAGAGGAUGGCCACAGAUGCUCAGUGAAUACUCAUAUGACUUCAGAAGCUUUGAUGUGUCCAACAGAAGAGAAGACUUUAAGGGGACAUAUUUCUGACCGGACAGAAGCAGGAUCCUAAAGUUCACUAUUUCCAUUUCCAUCAUUGUUGGGACAAACGGAACCUAAUCAUACAGUAGCCUAUUUGAAAAGGCUACAUUGACCUGAAGGUCUCCGGUUCAACUUUGUUCCCAAAGGCGACAGAGAAGGAGUUCCCUUGUUCUCCUCUCUUUCCACGGAAGCUAUGAACGGACUGCGUAAGCACGUCACUAUGGUACUGGUGCUACUGAUGUGCGCACUGACCGGACACUGUAGCAAGAGCGCGCCCUCGGCGGCCCCGGCGUCGGCUGCAGACUACAGGGACGCGCAGCAGGACUUGAGGCGGAUGGUAGAGAUCGUGAAGCACGUGGAGCAGAGCCUGGGUCGCCACAGCGCGAAAACGGCAGCCCCGUUAACGGCGAGGACCUCUCCGGUGAGGAGCUCUCUGGUGGAACCAAAGGAUUUACGCAACUUGAAAAAAGACAGAGGGGAUCAGGUUGUCGUCGUAUUCCCCAGAGAUCUCAGAAAGAAGGAGAAAUUCUUAAAACAUAUAACAGGUCCGCUAUACUUCAGUCCCAAGUGCAGGAAGCAUGUGUACAGACUCUACCACCACACCAGAGACUGCACCAUUCCUGCAUACUUCAAAAGAUGUGCGCGGCUUCUCACAAGACUAGCUGGCAGCCCACAGUGCACAGAGGGGUAGCACACACAAGGUUGAAACCAAAAAACAAGUUCUCCACGAGAAAAAAAAACAUGGGGGAAAAAAGGGCCCCGGGACAGUGAGAGGGAAGCCUAAAAAUGACAUUAGGCACAGUACUGCCCUUCAGGGAGGCGUGGAUUACUGCCUCCCACCGCUCUGCCUGGGCCUCGAUGGUUGGCUAUCACCACGAGGGAGGCAACCAGCCAACAAAGCCAGACCAAUAUAAAGAUGGUGGAACUUAACAGUGGAGACAGAAGCAAGUGGCUGAGAGAAACAAAAAUGGGGCCAAUUUUGCAGCUGGCAUCCAAAAAAAACGAUGUUGCUAAAACAAAAAAAAGGGAUUGCAUAUUUUCAUUUUGCUCAUUUCUUUAAGAAAAGAGCAAAAUCCAAAUGUACUGUUUUUCAUUUGCUCUGUACGAGUGUUGUGGGUUGAGCCUAACCCUUCUACUGUACUACCCGUUACGCAGACAAAAAGCUCUCACAGACCUCCUGGCAUCAGUCACAGCAUAGUUUCACCCAUGUGUGCUCACACUGAGAAAAGACCUGUGAUUAAAUUAUUAAUUGCAUGAACAUUUCUCUGCGUCUUUGCAAGACAUGUUUAAAAAAAGGAAGUGGCGGUUGUAUGUCACAGCCCUCCUAUGGAUCUUGGUAGAGCAUGGUAAAGUCUAUAUUUAUAUUUUUGAGUUGUCACAAGGUUUCACUGUAUAAACUAUAGGCCAUAUGAGACAAGAGAAUAUGUACAUAUUGUAAAGCGAAGCAUAAGAGGAAUCCAUCUAUCUACCAUAAAUUAAAGUGGCUGGCAUUUAUCAAA
Cottoperca gobio is the source of this 1816-nucleotide messenger RNA. It is a transcript of the gene alkal2a, whose product is annotated as ALK and LTK ligand 2a. The record is from RefSeq and is a predicted model, not a curated record. The transcript is spliced from 6 exons. NCBI's taxonomy places the organism in Eukaryota, Metazoa, Chordata, Actinopteri, Perciformes, Bovichtidae. Gene Ontology annotation, biological process: positive regulation of ERK5 cascade; positive regulation of ERK1 and ERK2 cascade. Gene Ontology annotation, molecular function: receptor signaling protein tyrosine kinase activator activity; receptor tyrosine kinase binding. Bases 511 to 1008 code for a protein of 165 amino acids.